GUGCGCGAGAGUCGUCGCGUCUUACGUCUUGUGUCACAUAUUUUAUAAAUUCGUCUACAACUUUAUAAUUCUCGAGUCAUCCACCGUUCGAUUAUCGAUAGCAACUUUACGUCAGAUUUAGGUAUACUAGUUAUAAUAUUAUCAUAUAAUAUAGUGUCAUGAUAUCUCCAUUGUUAUCGUUGUCGGAUCACUGUUGUCUUGAUAGCAACCGCCGGAAGUAACGCCCGGAAACUCACUCGAACAUGGACAAUAAUAAUACUGUCGUUGUUCCGGCCGUCGCCCGUCGCCGCUAUCGCCGCCGUGUCAUCAACUACGCAGGUAUGGCGACCACCGGCUAGCGAUGGUGCCCACGUCGGUAUUGGUGUUCUGCGGCCUGUUGUCGGUCGUCUCCGUGGACCCGGCAUGGUCCGCCAGCGGCCCGGUCAUUCAGCAAUGUCCCACGCACGGCGAAAUUGCACCGUGUGUGUGCACGGUGAAGAAAAACGGUGGUCUGGACAUACUGUGCGAGUUUACCGAUCUGCAGCACAUAUCCAAGACAAUGGCUGUACUCAAAGGCAAACCUUCGCUGGUCAUAUUCUACCUGAAACUCCGGCACAACAACCUGCCCAAGUUGCAGGGUUUCGUGUUCCUGGGCAUGGACAUCCGGCAUCUGACUAUACACAACAGCACCCUAGCCGUGGUCGAAGAGUCGUCACUGAGCUCUAUCGGAAAAGCUCUCACCCAAUUAGAUCUGUCUCAGAAUUCGUUAAGCAGCGUACCAACUCCAGCGUUGAAGAGCUUAGAUCGAUUGCUGAUAUUUAAUUUGAACCAUAACAAAAUCAGCGCUAUCCACGCAAAUGCUUUCGAGGGAAUGAGCACGCUGGAGAUAUUAACAUUGUACGAAAAUAGGCUUACCAACAUCGAGGCCAAUGCGUUUGCCGGCACAGAGAAAAAACUGAAACGAUUGAACAUUGGUGGUAACGAACUGAGCCGGGUACCGACCGGAGCCCUACAGACAAUGGAUAACUUAAAGAAAUUGGAAAUUCAAGAAAACAAGAUUACGUCGAUCAGCGAAGGCGAUUUCAUAGGUUUACAAACAUUAGAUAUGCUGAUCCUAGCACACAAUUACCUCAAACACAUACCUGCCAAAGUAUUUCGACAUUUACCUCUAUUGAAUUCGUUGGAGUUAGACGGAAAUCAAAUAUCGAGUAUUGACGAAGAGGCUUUUUUCGGUUUGGAAGAAAAUCUUCAAUAUUUGAGAUUGGGUGACAACAACUUGCAUACAAUACCAAGCGAAUCGCUCCGUCGUUUGCACAGACUUCGACACUUGGACCUUAAAGCAAACAACAUAUCACACAUAGCUGAAGAUGCUUUCACAGGUUUUGGCGAUUCGAUCACGUUUUUGAAUUUGCAAAAAAACGAUAUUAAAACGUUACCGAUGAUGGCGUUCGAAAACUUGAAUUCUUUGGAAAUAUUAAACCUACAAAACAACAAACUGACGCGAGUGCCGGAAGAAGCGCUCGAGGCAAUUGUAGACACCGCAACUGUUAUUGAUAUUAUGGAUAAUCCGCUGAUUUGUGACUGUGACUUGCGCUGGUACAGGGAUUGGCUAAAAGAGUUACGUCACCGAGACGACGACGAUAUCAUACAGAAGAAACACAUACUCUGCCUGAUGGAAGAAGAACACAGGGAGUUCAGUGUCUUGAAUUUGCCAGUGGAAAGGAUGAACUGCGUGGGCAAAAAAUACUCGUCGUCAGCCAACGGGGUCGGUGAAGCUAGAGUCCUGUCCCGCAUCCUGAUAAUUGUCGUUUUUGCCAUACACCAAUUCAAAUAAGCACACUAGCGCACACACACACUACACACACACACACACACACACACACACACACACACACACACACACACACGCUUACACUCUGCAAAUACACACAAGCUAUCUAACACAUAGAUCAUACAUAUAUGUUAUUAUUUAUUAUAGCACACGCCUACAACAGCCAUGACCUCACAACUUGCGUUGAUAUUAAAUAAAUAUAUCAAAUAUGCCAGUGUGCUAAGACCGGUGCCUAUAAUAUUGUAGGUACCUACUUAUGAAUGUUCAAAAACGCAAUAAUAACUCAUUACCAGUUACUACUCUAAUAGUGCCUCAACUACAGAAAACGAUCGGACGGAGAGCGUUAAAAUUCGCGGUGUUUAGACCUGCUCUCGUCGCAUGAUAUUAUUUUUUUGUUUUUAUUUAUUUAUUGUUCUUCGUCUUUAAGAAAAAAAAUAAAAACGAAACGACGCACCUCGACGACAGCCAUUGUUAUUGGUGCGGUACACUGUUACGAUACGAUAAACUUCAUAUCGAUAUCGAACCAACACAACAGGACAGUCGUACAAUGCGUUUUCGAUUUACACAAUAUAAUAAUAUCACAUACACUCACGUGUUUGUAUAUUCUUUAUUUUUUAUUUUUUAUGAAUAUUUUUCGUUUAUCGUUCUAUCAAUUUGGCCAACGAACGUUGGACCUUUUGCCGACAACAUAUCAACCACAUAUCAUCCGUAUCAUAUUUAAGCAUAUAUAAUAUAUUAAAUAGUUAAUAAUAAUUUAAUCGUAACACAAUAAUAUAUUAAUAAUAAUAUUAUAUAUUAUCGUCGUAGCACAAAAAAUGUGUAGCGCUACUCAUAGACACGCGUGUGCUAUUUCGAGUCCAGUUCAGUUUACGUAAAGUACUUUUUUGUUUUUCAGCGGAAACAUUAUUCGCUUUUCAAAUAUCUACCCCUUGAGCGUGUUGUUUACAAUUUUAUAAUUUACAUUAUAAUGUCGCAAUGUAGAGUGGACAACACAAGCAUGCACCACUCGGACACCGCGGUGAUAGCCGUUAGGUAAAACAGUAUGUGUAGGUACCUAGGUAAAACGAUUAGGACACGCUCCGAGAAUUCAUCGAUCGUUUUCGACUACAGUGACGUCGAAUGCAUUAUACAACAGCGUAUAGCGCUAUGGUAAUUAUUUUUAAUUUAAAAUUAUAACCGUGGAAAAAACCCAUCCAACAAACACAGAACACGAAACCUUCAACUUAAUCGUCAAGUUUUUAUUUUUUUUUUUUUUGUUCUUCCAUCGUUAUAAUAUCAUCGUCAAAUUGUACGACCCUACACACAAUAUAACACACGUGCAUGUACCACCAGCUACUUGUUGUAUGUCCAUAUGAUUAUCGUCGGGCUGUUAGUUUACGAACGUCACUAUUGAGGAUUACAACCAUCCGUUGGGAAUAUUCAAACGUAGGCGGGGAUUCAAAAUGGUCUGCAAUCCAACAACGAAAAUUCAACAUUUUUGUCGUAUAGGUUACCGACCCAUCAUAUAUAUUAUAUACUAGGAAGUAGGCAGCCCAUAGACCUCAUACUAUAAUAGACAAGAAAUUUGAAUUUAAAAUUUGAAUGACAAAGGCGUUAAGAUUUAAGACAAGCGUAAAAACAUCGCAAUUAUUUAGUCCCCUUUAACACCACCAGGUGUACUAAUGCAAAUUAUCGUACGCUUAAUGCACACAUAAUCAAUGGUUUUAUUUGCACUAUUAAAUUUCUCGCAGCGUCGUCCGUUUCAGAAGUAAAAAAAAAAUUAAAUAUUUACUUAAAACAAAUUGACUUUAUUAAUUAAAAAUUUACAACAAAGUGUGAC
Messenger RNA from Melanaphis sacchari, 3629 nucleotides. Its product is annotated as leucine-rich repeats and immunoglobulin-like domains protein 2. The record is from RefSeq and is a predicted model, not a curated record. Lineage: Eukaryota; Metazoa; Arthropoda; Insecta; Hemiptera; Aphididae. Gene Ontology annotation, molecular function: protein binding. The transcript has 10 exons. Bases 341 to 1813 code for a protein of 490 amino acids.